Molecule: messenger RNA, 694 nt
Organism: Suillus clintonianus
Lineage: Eukaryota; Fungi; Basidiomycota; Agaricomycetes; Boletales; Suillaceae
Product: kinase-like domain-containing protein
Exons: 1
Coding region: 234-656 (140 amino acids)
Biological process (GO): mitotic spindle organization; protein phosphorylation; regulation of cytokinesis
Cellular component (GO): chromosome passenger complex; spindle midzone; spindle microtubule
Molecular function (GO): protein kinase activity; ATP binding
Source: RefSeq, a predicted model, not a curated record
CCUGUUCAUGACAAUGGGUCUACCCGUAGGCCUCGUGAGGAUAAUCUCAGAAGAAUAUGUAUCCCCGACUCCCUUAGUACGUGCAUGUCCCCCUAAGGAGUCAGCGACUGGUGCUGUGCACCGUUACUAUACCUCCGUUGUUGAGUGCCAUACUGGGGAGUCUUGGAUGCAGCACUCGAAAUUCGGAAAAAAAGAGCAACAAUUACUUCCAUGACGAGAAACGCAUCUUCCUCAUGCUCGAAUUCGCUGGCAAAGGCGAGUUAUACAAGCAGCUCUCCAAGCAUGGUAGCUUUUCGGAGAAACGCAGCUCGAGGUAUAUCGACCAGAUGGCAGAUGCUUUGACAUACUUGCAUGGCAAGCACGUCGUUCAUCGAGAUAUCAAGCCGGAGAAUUUGUUGUUGGGAAUUAAUGGUGAGCUGAAGAUAGGCGACUUUGGAUGGAGCGUACACGCACCCGGAAAUAGGCGCAUGACACUCUGCGGGACACUUGAUUACCUGCCACCUGAGAUGGUCGAGGGAAAGGAACACAAUGAGAAGGUAGAUUACUGGGCCCUGGGCGUACUAACAUACGAGUUCAUGGUUGGGAAUCCUCCCUUUGGAGAUCGGAACAGCGUUAACGGUAAGCAGCCUUGUUACACUGGCCCUUUCUUCAGCUGACAUUUGUAAUUCAAGCCACUUACCGUCGAAUAGCUAAA